Messenger RNA from Puma concolor (puma), 591 nucleotides. RefSeq names its product GINS complex subunit 1 (gene GINS1). The record is from RefSeq and is a predicted model, not a curated record. Gene Ontology annotation, biological process: DNA strand elongation involved in mitotic DNA replication; DNA replication. Gene Ontology annotation, cellular component: GINS complex. NCBI's taxonomy places the organism in Eukaryota, Metazoa, Chordata, Mammalia, Carnivora, Felidae.
AUGUUCUGCGAAAAGGCCAUGGAGCUGGUCCGCGAGCUGCACCGCGCGCCAGAAGGGCAGCUGCCAGCCUUCAAUGAGGAUGGACUCAGGCAAGUUCUGGAAGAGAUGAAAGCUUUGUAUGAACAAAACCAGUCUGAUGUGAAUGAAGUGAAAUCAGGUGGACAAAGUGAUUUGAUACCAACCAUCAAAUUUCGACACUGUUCCUUGUUAAGAAAUCGACGCUGUACUGUAGCAUACCUGUAUGAUCGACUGCUUCGGAUCAGAGCACUCAGGUGGGAGUAUGGCAGCGUCUUGCCAAAUGCUUUACGGUUUCACAUGUCUGCUGAAGAAAUGGAGUGGUUUAAUCAUUAUAAAAAGUCCCUUGCUACUUAUAUGAGGUCACUGGGAGGAGAUGGAGGUUUGGACAUCACACAAGAUAUGAAACCUCCGAAAAGCCUAUAUAUAGAAGUGCGGUGUCUAAAAGACUAUGGAGAAUUUGAAGUUGAUGAUGGUACUUCAGUCCUAUUAAAAAAAAAUAGCCAGCACUUCUUACCUAGGUGGAAGUGUGAGCAGCUGGUCAGACAGGGCAUUCUGGAGCAUGUGCUGUCCUGA